Molecule: messenger RNA, 1679 nt
Organism: Owenia fusiformis
Lineage: Eukaryota; Metazoa; Annelida; Polychaeta; Sabellida; Oweniidae
Source: the annotation of a GenBank genome assembly
UCCUAGAGGCCUAGUAGUUAUUAUUUGUUUUGUAAUGAUGUACUCUUUUAAGUAUUUAUAGUAAAAAUUGCUACAUACUCGUAUAAGCUUUACCUUUCUUACAUAAAUGAAUUUAAAUAUACAAUUACUGCAAAAAUCUUUAUUUAUAAGCUCAAUGUGUUAGCAUGCUUUUCAAUAACUUGAUCAAUAAUAAUCAUGAAUUAAUCAUUCUGAUUCUAGUCUAUUCAACACAAUUCUAUAUUUCUAAUGGGGAAUAUAUUGAAAACCCAAAUAAAAAUAGCACCUAUAAUCUAUAGUUCUCAGAUCAUGGUAGAAUGGAAUCUUUCGCAUUACACUGUUUAUUUAUUAUUUAAAAGCAUGUGCACCAUUGCUCUGAAUAUCACACUAAUCAUCACUGUCUUCUUGUGAUUUCUCUACAUGCUUACAAUCAGAUGGAGUUUGUAUUUGGUGAAUUUUCUGACGAUUUUGAUAUUGCUUCAUUGUCAUCUGCUGAAUCAAUCCCAGCAUGCACCUCUCCAAAUUCACUUGCCCCUCCACCAAAACCCCCACGGAUAUUCCAUGAAUCCUCACUAGAGUUUUCCCGCUCAAAUUCGAACUCAUUUGAUGAGGAUAAUGAGCCUAAGGCUGCUGCACAGUUAGGGACUACUGAAAAUGUUGUUGACGAUUCUGCUGAAAAGAAAACUGAAAAUAACCUCGAUGAUAAUGAUGACAGUGAUGAAGUUCAAUUCAAGUUUUCUGACGAAGACUUCAAAGUAAUUGAUGAUGAUAAUGAACUUGAUGAACAUCUAAAUGAAGAACCUGAUCCUGACCAUCCAAAAGAUAUCGCAACUGUAGAAGACAAAGACCAUGAAAAAGAACUUGACAUUUCUGUUAAAGUUGAUGAUGAUAUGACUGUAGCUGGUGACUCCAACAUAAAUAAAGUUGUCCAAAACCAACAGCAAGGUGGUGAUAAAGUGAUGAAGAGUCCAACAAAGACCUUAAAAGAUUUAUCGAAGCUCAACAAAGAUAAGGCACAAGCAUUGAGAAAGAAAAUUUCAAAAAGUAUAUUUGCUCUCAAACAGAGUUCCGCAAUGUUUAAACCCAAGACAACCAUCUUGAAAUGUGAUGUCGGCACAAGCAUGCAGAAUGAUGCGUUAGAUGAAGAAGAAACAGAAAAUGAGAAAGUUGAAGAGACAAGUGAAAUUCCUGAAAAUCCUCAAAAUGAGCUUGAUAAUGGGAAUUUAGAUGAUAAGAGAAUCAUUGAAGAUGUAAGAAUGGUUUAGUAAAUCCAUUUCACAAAUUAGUACUUUGUAAGUGGUACCUAUUGUUCCACCCUUUCAGUACCAAUUUAUUAAAAUGGCACCAAAUGUUAUACUUAGCUAAAGAUGGCACCAUUUUAUAAUACCAAAAGGUACCAAUUUGUGAUUUAGAUUGGUAGUUUAGUUAGUAGAACCUCACCGUAGAAUCUUUAUUUGUAGGUAACUUAGAAAUCUUAAUUUGUGUAGAUUUAGUUUUAUUAGUACACACUGUGCAACAGGCAUUGUAGUAUAGCAGGCAUGUCAAUACACUCAGCAUGUCAGUACAGCAGGCAUGUCAGUACUUAAGCAUGUCAUGUCAACACACAUGGCAUGUCAGCAUACACAACAUGUCAGUCCUGCAAGCAUGUUGGUUUAUGAUGUAUGUUGGAUCAUGGAUGGUUA